Molecule: messenger RNA, 3406 nt
Organism: Drosophila arizonae
Lineage: Eukaryota; Metazoa; Arthropoda; Insecta; Diptera; Drosophilidae
Gene: ab
Product: BTB/POZ-zinc finger protein abrupt
Biological process (GO): regulation of transcription by RNA polymerase II
Cellular component (GO): nucleus
Molecular function (GO): protein binding
Source: RefSeq, a predicted model, not a curated record
UGUACAACAGCUGAGCGAGAGAGCAAGAGAGUGAGAGAGAGAGUGAGAGAGAGAGAAGCGCUGCCCCCAGCUCAACCCAAACCGGCCCGACUCUGUAAACGUUCCGUCCAUGGUUGAGGCACCGAGUGAGAGAGUCCGGUGAAAAUGGACAAAGGCCGUCAGAGAUUGCCACAACUUUCGCCCAAUUAGCAGCACAAGGGAGCAGGAGCAGGAGCAGGAGCAGCUGGAGCAGCAGCAGUAGUAAGCAUCAAGAUUGGCGGAACGGCACUGUAAAUAUUUGCGAAUCUCCACACAAAGCUGCACACGAGCAAACAUACGUUCACAAUACAAUAGAGACUAGGAAAUAGGAUUCGGCAACAAAGCGCGCUUGGAUCGAGCCCAUUAGGACAUUAGGCAGACAUACAAAGCGGCCGAAGUAAACGAAAGAGUCAAGGACACGGCACAAGUUCCUAUAAAUGACCGAGUCCACUCAGCUGCAAACGGCGGAGAAUAACAACGCGGGCGUGGUCAAAAUGGAGCCACCGCCACUGGCGACCUCCACCCACUCGCACACGCACGCCCUGGCCUCUACAGCAGCCGCUGGCGCCGGCACGGCGCUAUCCCCAGCAACGCCGCCCCUGCCACAGCAGCAGCAGCAGUCGCAGCAGCAGCAGCAUUAUGCGCUUAAAUGGAAUGAUUUUCAAACGUCAAUACUCAGCUCGUUUCGGCACUUGCGGGACGAGGAGGACUUCGUGGAUGUGACGCUCGCCUGCGACGAGCGCUCCUUCACCGCACACAAGGUUGUUCUCAGCGCCUGCAGUCCCUACUUUCGCAAGCUGCUUAAGGCCAAUCCCUGUGAGCAUCCCAUUGUCAUAUUGCGCGAUGUGCGCAGCGACGAUGUUGAGAACCUGCUGAGCUUCAUGUACAAUGGCGAGGUGAAUGUGAGUCAUGAGCAGCUGCCGGACUUUCUGAAGACGGCGCACUUGCUGCAGAUACGCGGCCUGGCGGAUGUCAACGGCGGCUAUCCCUACUCGAAGGCGCUCUCCGCGGCACUCAGCAACAGCAGCAACAGUAGCAGCAACAACAACAACAACAACAACAAUAAUAAUGCAGAAAGCAGUAACAACAACAACAAAAUUAGCAACUAUUUACCCACAGCGCUGAAUGCCAACAGCAACAGCAGCGCCAGCGCCAACAACAGCCACAACCAGAGCCACAGCCAGAACCAGAACCAGAACCAGAGCCAGAGCCAGAGCUCGACAUUUAGCACUCCACAGACGCCGGCAACAGGGUCGGCAUCCAGUGCGGUAGCUGCUGCCGCUGCCUCGCUGACGGCAGCCGUUGCGGCGGCCGCUGCCAGCCUGCCACUGAGCAGCGGGAGCAGCCAGGGUCAGGCGGGCCAGCGGGAGUCGGGCGCAGCACAGAGCGGCAGCAGCAGCAGCGGCACGCCCGCCAUCCAGGAGCUGAAGGCAUCCGCAGCGUCGCCCGUAAGAAACUCAAAUCCCAAUCCAAGCAAAGCCAGCAGCAACAACCACUGGGAUCUGAGCGACAUGGAGGGCAGUCGCAAGAGUCACCUGACACCGCCGCCACAGAAGCGCAUCAAGAGCGCGGAUCUGUUUCGGGCACAGCACGGCAUCAGUCCGGAGCGUUUGCUAAUCGAUCGCGACUUUCCCGUGGCGGGGCAACAUCCAUUGACGCGCAACCGCAGCCGCGACACGUCCAAGGAUCGCGAUCGCAACCUGGAGCUGCGCGAGUCUCUGCUCGGCCAGGCACUGGAGAACAGCAACGGACAGCAGGCCAAUCAGAAACACGAUCUCGGCCAGAGCGCCGGCGAGGACUCCAAUAGCAGCGAUACGGAACCCUCGGAUCGUGGCGAUGGCCACCACGACGGCACUCUCGAUGGCAUGGACAAUCAGCGCUCGCACUCCUUUCCAAAUGCAUUCCUCGGCCUGCAGGGCAUACCCGGCCUGCUGCCAGGACCUUCCGGCCUAGGCGGCAGUGAUUUUGUUUCGCGUCGCUCGCUGGAGAUGCGCGUGCGUGCCACGGAUCCGCGACCCUGCCCGAAGUGCGGCAAGAUCUAUCGCUCGGCCCACACGCUGCGCACCCACCUGGAGGACAAGCACACGGUGUGCCCCGGCUACCGGUGCGUGCUGUGCGGCACCGUGGCCAAGUCGCGCAACUCGCUGCAUUCGCACAUGUCGCGGCAGCAUCGCGGCAUUUCCACGAAGGAUCUGCCCGUGCUGCCCAUGCCGAGCGCCUUCGAUCCAGAUCUCGCCUCGCGGCUGCUGGCCAAGGCCGGCGUCAAGAUAUCGCCCGCGGAGCUGCGCGCCCGUGCCUCGCCCACCGGCGGCAGCGGCAGCAGCGGCGGCGCUGGCAACGGCGGCAACGGCUCCCAGAAGCUGGACCUGAGCAAUGCCAGCGGUGGCCCCCUGGACGACGCCGAUGACUCCGACGACGACCCCGAGGAUCUGACCACCGGCAGCGUGCUCUACGGCAACAAUGCCAACGACCUGAGCCGCUACCACGAGAGCUUGCUGAGCAACUUCGGGCAUGCCAACACCACCAUUUCGCGCAUGCGGACCGAGGCUGCGGCGGCGGCAGCUGCAGCGGCUGCCAUUGGCCAGCAGAAGGAACUCAACGCCGCUGCCGGCGGCAGCAGCAAUGCGGGGCAAUCGCUCCUGGACACCUAUCUGCAGUUCAUCACGGAGAAUACUUUCGGCAUGGGCAUGACGCAGGAGCAUGCGGCUGCAGCGGCGUUGCAUGCCGCCAAGAUGGCGCAGCUGAAUGCCAUGGGUCACAGUCUGGACAAACUGCCGGCGGGUCUGCUGCCAGCCCAGUUCGACCUCAGCAAGCUGGCCGGCGCGGCUGGCGCAGCAGCGAGUGGCUUCGGCCAGGGCGCCGCUGGACUCUCCAUUGAGCCAAUCCUGAGACGCGACCAACAGCAGCAGCAGCAGCAGCACGGGAACAGCCUCUCCCCUGAUGCGAACGGAGCGCUGGGACUCAGCUCGAUGGCUCAUAUGCAUGGCAAUCUGGGCGCUGGCGCGGGUGGGGAGCCCGAUGAAGUGGAUGUGGAUGCCGAGGCUGAGAUACGACGGGAUGGGUCAGAGCCCAUGGACUUGGGCCUGGGCCUCGACAACAACAAUCAGUCGGGCAGCAACAAUGAGGCAAACAAUUCCGAUGCCGAGGAUAACUUCUCUGAGGAUGAGGGCGUGCAUCACACAUAAGCUAGAGGCAAUACACACACACACAAAGAGAGACAGAGAGAGAGAGAAAGAGAGAGAGAGAGAGAGAGAGGGGAGAGAGAGAAACACGCAUACACACCUAAAGAGAGCGGGUCGUUUAUAAGAGAGAAAAAGAUAUUACGAUAUUAGGAUAUUACGGUAUUCGCAUAUCGCAUUUUGAAGAACAAUAGAUGUAUUACGAUAUU